AUGAAACUGGAAGUUUUUGAUAAAUGGUUUGAUCAUUUUUUAGUGCACGUAAAACCAUCAUCAGAGGAUCCAGCAAUUUUAAUUUUAGAUGGCCAUCUCUCGCACAUACAAAAUUUGAAUGUGGUGCUGAAAGCAAGAGACAAUCACGUCAUCAUUAUCUGCUUACCACCUCACUGCACGCACAAGCUCCAACCACCAAGUGUUAUGUACCCUCUCAGCGUCUAUCACAACCUAGAAUUGGAAAAGUGGAUGAACAAUCAUCCGGGAAGAGUGGUCUCUGUUUUCCAAAUCACUAAAGUUUUUGCAGGGGCUUACUUGAAGGCAGCGAUACCUUCAAACGCCAUUAAUGGGUUUAAGAAAUGUGGGAUUUAUCCCUUAAAUCAGGAUGUUUUCGCCGAUGUUGACUAUGUGACUGCUGAAGCGACUGAAAUGGAUAUUGAGGCCGAAGACUCUUGCAAUUCAAUAUCUGUUCUGGCAAAUUGA
This is a messenger RNA of Acanthoscelides obtectus, 483 nucleotides long. The record is from the annotation of a GenBank genome assembly. NCBI's taxonomy places the organism in Eukaryota, Metazoa, Arthropoda, Insecta, Coleoptera, Chrysomelidae.